AUGUUGACAUUUCCAUCCAUACCAUCUCUCAGUUUUGAUGUCAGUGCGGUUCAUCUUGAUCGUCUUCUUCCAGGAUGUGGCAAAUCAAGCUAUCCACCUUCCCUGUUGCACCGUGUGAUCGGAGGCAGCGAAGCGACCAAGGGUGCCUAUCCAUGGCAGGUCUCCCUCCUCCUCGCUGGUAACCACGGCUGUGGUGGAACCUUGGUCAACUCUCGUUGGAUUGUAUCAGCUGCCCAUUGCUUCCUCCAAUCGACAAAUCCUGCCAGCUACCGAGUCCGUACUGGUGAAUACGACCAGAGGUAUUCUGAGGGUACGGAGACUGAUUACAGUGUGGAAAGAAUCAUUGUGCAUCAAUCCUAUAAUGGCCAGGCCCAAGAUAACGACAUCGCCGUGAUGAAGCUGAGUAGAGACGUCGACACAUCCAGCGCUUACGUCCAGCCAGCCUGUCUGCCGACAUAUGGCGACAACUUCGAAGGUUCAUCUGACUGUUGGAUGUCUGGGUGGGGAGCCACCGGUGGAGCAACUGUAACCCAAGAUCAUCAAGACAAAGUGCUUCGACAUGUCGGAGGCAGUGCGCUUACAUUCAGCAGCUGUGCGAACUAUUACGGCUCCGAACUUCACCAAGGAAUGAUCUGUUUUGGCACACAAACCACUGGCGGAUGCUUCGGAGACUCUGGUGGUCCAAUGGUGUGCCGCAGGAAUGGCGUGUUCACCCUUGCCGGAGCCACCUCAUGGGGUACGCCCAACUGCAAUGGAAAACCAACCAUAUUCGCCGAUGUCGUGUUCUAUCUCAACUGGAUAAAUGAACAGAUGAGCAAAUACUAAGAGAACUUUUGAUUUUCAUGUGAAUGAUUUCGAAUUAAACUUGG
Messenger RNA from Lineus longissimus, 869 nucleotides. Its product is annotated as chymotrypsinogen A-like. The record is from RefSeq and is a predicted model, not a curated record. Gene Ontology annotation, molecular function: serine-type endopeptidase activity. Gene Ontology annotation, biological process: proteolysis. The transcript is spliced from 5 exons. Bases 1 to 825 code for a protein of 274 amino acids. Lineage: Eukaryota; Metazoa; Nemertea; Pilidiophora; Heteronemertea; Lineidae.